Molecule: messenger RNA, 4110 nt
Organism: Chrysoperla carnea
Lineage: Eukaryota; Metazoa; Arthropoda; Insecta; Neuroptera; Chrysopidae
Gene: Cpr
Product: NADPH--cytochrome P450 reductase
Exons: 7
Coding region: 95-2194 (699 amino acids)
Biological process (GO): response to hormone
Cellular component (GO): cytosol
Molecular function (GO): flavin adenine dinucleotide binding; NADPH-hemoprotein reductase activity; FMN binding
Source: RefSeq, a predicted model, not a curated record
ACAUCACUUUUUAAUUUUAGUUUUUUUUUUUUUUAAAUUAAUUUGUUAGUGAAUAGUGAUAUUUUUUUAGUUUCCGUUUUUGUUUGUUAACAAAAUGGUAGCUGAAAAGUCAACUGUGUGUUUGGAUUUAAAUUGUGGCAGUUUAACAAUGAGUGCGGAACCAGCAAGUAAUAAUACCAAAGAAGAAAUUCCAACAGAACCUUUAUUCGGGACAUUCGAUAUUAUAUUAUUAGUAGUAUUAUUAGGAGUUGGUGUAUGGUGGCUAUUUUUCAAAAACAAAAAGAAGGAUGAUCCUUACAGUUCAAUAGGAAAAUCAUAUUCAAUUCAACCAACAUCUUUAAGUUUAACAAACACGUCAGAAAAUUCAUUUAUAAAAAAAUUGAAAGCAUCUGGACGUAGUUUAGUUGUAUUUUAUGGCAGUCAAACAGGAACUGCUGAAGAAUUUGCUGGUCGUUUAGCAAAAGAAGGUAUUCGCUAUCAAUUAAAGGGUAUGGUAGCUGAUCCUGAAGAAUGUGAUAUGGAAGAGUUAGUGAAUUUAAAGAGUAUACCAAAUAGUUUAGCUGUAUUUGCAUUAGCCACAUACGGUGAGGGUGAUCCUACUGAUAAUGCUAUGGAAUUUUAUGAAUGGUUACAAAAUGGUUCUGCCGAUUUAACGGGAUUGAAUUAUGCUGUUUUUGGGCUUGGUAAUAAAACUUAUGAACAUUACAACGAAAUUGCAAUUUAUGUCGAUAAUCGACUUGAAGAGCUUGGAGCUUCACGAGUAUUCGAAUUAGGUUUAGGAGAUGAUGAUGCCAACAUUGAAGAUGAUUUCAUUACAUGGAAAGAUCGUUUUUGGCCAGCCGUUUGUGAGUUUUUCGGUAUUGAAGCAACUGGAGAUGAUGAAAGUAUUCGUCAAUACAAAUUAUUGGAACAUAAAGAUGAAAUUCCAGAACGUGUAUAUACUGGAGAAAUUGCUCGAUUAUAUUCUUAUCAAACACAAAGACCACCAUUCGAUGCCAAAAAUCCUUAUUUAGCACCAAUUGUUGUAAAUCGUGAAUUACACAAAGGUGGUGGCCGAUCCUGUAUGCAUAUUGAAUUCGACAUUGAAGGUUCUAAAAUUCGAUAUGAAUCUGGUGAUCAUUUAGCUGUGUAUCCAGUAAACGAUACAGAACUUGUAAAUAAAAUUGGAAAAAUGUGCAAUGCUGAUUUAGAUACAAUCUUUACAUUAACUAAUACUGACGAAGAAUCAAGUAAGAAACAUCCGUUCCCAUGUCCUUGCAGCUACCGCACAGCUUUAACACAUUAUUUGGAUAUUACCAUGAAUCCUCGUACUCACGUUUUAAAGGAAUUGUCUGAAUAUGCCACCGACCCAGCUGAGAAAGAACGGUUGAAGUUAAUGGCAAGUAUUUCACCUGAAGGCAAAGCUUUAUAUCAAAAAUGGAUAAAUGAAGAAAAUCGUAACAUUGUUGAUGUUUUGGAAGAUUCACCAUCUUGUCGUCCAGCAAUUGAUCAUCUUUGUGAAUUGUUACCACGUCUUCAACCCAGAUACUACUCAAUAUCAUCUUCAGGCCGUGUUUAUCCAAGCACAAUUCAUAUUACUGCUGUACUUGUUCAAUAUGAGACUCCAACCAAUAGAAUUCAUAAGGGUGUUGCUACAUCAUGGCUUGCUCAGAAAAAACCCGAUAAUGGAACAACACCACCAAGAGUUCCAGUGUUCGUUCGAAAAUCACAAUUCCGUUUACCUAAUAGAACACAAACACCAAUUAUUAUGAUUGGUCCUGGUACUGGUUUAGCACCAUUCCGUGGAUUUAUUCAAGAACGUCAUUUAUCAAAACAAGAAGGUAAAGAAGUUGGUGAUACAAUUUUAUACUUUGGUUGUCGAAAGAAGUCCGAAGAUUUCAUUUAUGAAGAAGAACUUAAAGAGUAUGUUGAGAAAGGUAGCUUGACAUUAAAAGUUGCAUUCUCCAGAGAUCAAAAGGAAAAACAAUAUGUUACACAUUUACUAGAAAAGGAUAGUGAUGAAAUUUGGAGAGUGAUUGGUGAAAAUAAUGGUCAUAUUUAUAUUUGUGGUGAUGCUCGAUCAAUGGCUUUGGAUGUACGUAAUAUAAUUACUAAAGUAGUUAUGGAGAAAGGAAAUAUGACUGAACCACAAGCAGUGGCGUAUAUCAAGAAAAUGGAAAGUCAAAAACGAUAUUCAUCCGAUGUUUGGAGUUGAACAUUAUGUUUUUAUUGUAGUAAAUUUAAAUUAUUUAUCAGUUAUUUAAAUGAAUUGAACUAUAUAAUUGAUAAAAAGUACAUAACAAUUAUAUGAAAACAAAAAAAAAAGUGCCGUAAGGGUAAACUGAGUUAUACAUUAAGGCAAAAAAAAAUAUGAGAUAAUUAGUUUAUUAUUAUUUUUUAAAUAAAAAGGAUUAUUUUUUAUAAAUAAAUAUAUUUAAAAACACACAAAAAAAAAAAAAUUAUGACUUAACUUUUUUUUAAAUUGUAAAUCAAAUUCAAGGUUUGAUUUUCAAUUGGUGCAUGCGUAAUAUAUGUUUGCUUUUAGUCACUAUGUGGCUUAUUUAAUUCUUUAUCACAACAAAAACUAAGUAUUUUUUAAAACACAAAUUUUGGGAAAUCAAUUAACAUUAUUACUUUUUAGUUAAAAAAUAAUAAAUUUAUUUAUACCUACUGUUUUUAUUCAAUUUAUUCUAAAUGAGAAUAUAUGGGUGAUAUGUUUUCAUAAUAAUAAAAAAAAAAUUAUUAUAUUGUUGGCAUUUUAUCUCAAUCAAUAAAAGAUGCUAAGUGUUGCGGAGAUUAUUGAAGAAAACUAUACACGAUAGUGUAAUAAAAUUUUUAAUAACAGUCCGAUUUGCAAUAUUUUGUGAGUUCAAUUGCCGUACAAAUGUAAAUAUUUUCUCUUGUAGAACAUUUAUUCGGGAAUAUCUAGCAAAUCCUGGUGUGAUGGGAUUAAGGGUAAUAUCUUUGAAUUAACGUUGUACAUAUCUAUUUUCUAAGAAAUUUCAUAUCGAGAAGACGAUAUUUUCGUUUUUUUUUGAGUCAUAGCAAAUUCCUUGUAUUUAAAUCUAUACGAAUAAAAGUAUAGCUUGUGUCAUGAUUGGGCCAUCAUCUAUCGCGUGAAAUUUUCACACAGAGUUGGUCGCGUCAUAUCAUAAAUAAAAACAUUAAUUACCUUGAUCAACGUACCCUGUAAAUAAUUUAGAUACAAUUCAAAUAAUAAAACACAUGUGGACCUACGGUUAGUUUGAGUAUCUGAUAACGCUGUACUCGAAAGGUAAUUACCAAGCUUUGGUCGCGUAAAAAACCGCAUUUUUGGAGUCUGAGGGCAUUUAAAAUUGGCUAUUUAAUUUCGACAUAUAAUAAUUGGAAUGAAAUAUGUUUUAAUGAAUACUAGAAAAUUUAUAAUAGGAUUACAUUUAUUGUGAGCUUCUGACGUUCACAAUUAUUUAAUAAUUUUAAGAAAACUUAAAAUUCGGCGUUGCGCUUAUCACACGAUGGGCGAAGGGCUAAGCACGCAUCACCCAAAAACUAAGGAGAAGGUACUUGUUUUAAAAUUUCUUUGCAUUAAUUCAGUUAUUAUUUUAAACCUAACGGUAGGAGCUUCAUACAUAUCCAUUUAAACUUUGCACAUUAAUUUACUUGAUUCAUAUUUAUCGAUUAUUUAAAACUAUAUUUAAUGACAAUAUGACUAAAAGUAGCGACAAAAAAGUUUCUGACUCAUUGGAUAUUCAUUUCCAAUCUUUCGAUUCUAGGCAUGCGCCUAUUGCGAACGGUAUGGUAUCAGUUGUAAGUCAACUUGUGGAUCAAUUAAAGGGUUCAUUUAUUUACGCUCAAUUUAAUUUACAUAGGAAAUAUGUUGUAAAAUAUGUACUUUUUAUAAAAGAGAACCCUUUUUGCAUAAGACAGACAAUUUCCUAAUAUGAAACGUUGACAAAUCUUUUAAGUGCCUUAUUAAUGUCCGUAAAUAAUCAUUUUCGUGACAUGUCCUUUAUAUUGUGUCUCCGCACAAAAACACGAAGCCAAUUUACUAUACAUAACAAUGAAACAAUAGUUACAGAAUGCCACCGAUAUUGUCAUAUUUUUAUUGACUUGUUGAAUUUAUCUUAAGCAAGAGUUUUUAUUAUAAAAAUU